This is a messenger RNA of Oncorhynchus gorbuscha (pink salmon), 3211 nucleotides long. RefSeq names its product zinc finger protein 271-like. Gene Ontology annotation, biological process: central nervous system development; regulation of transcription by RNA polymerase II. The coding region runs from base 215 to 2653 and encodes 812 amino acids. The record is from RefSeq and is a predicted model, not a curated record. Gene Ontology annotation, molecular function: RNA polymerase II cis-regulatory region sequence-specific DNA binding; DNA-binding transcription factor activity, RNA polymerase II-specific. Lineage: Eukaryota; Metazoa; Chordata; Actinopteri; Salmoniformes; Salmonidae. The transcript is spliced from 5 exons. Gene Ontology annotation, cellular component: nucleus.
UACCAUCCUCUCUCGUUUUCAAACUAAAAUAAAUUCCACAGGAUCGUUUUGAUGUAAAAUUUGUCUCCAUUUAAAUCCAGUUUUGAUAUGUAAAAGGACGACUGAUUGCGCUGAUCUAGCUUUUCAUUAUCUGAACGCCGUGACAAACAAAGUAACUCCUAGCGUACACAUUUACUUUCAUAUUUUUUUAUUUGAAGAAAUAAUCGCUUCCACGAUGGAUCGGGACAGAGCUAGUCCGUCCCCCUCCACCCUGCCGGAGUCCCCUGGAUACAACUCUCCCGGUAGAGCCUUACUGCUGGGUCUGAAGAGGGUGUCUGUGUGGCUGGUCGACUGCAGGAAAACAGCAGGGCAGAGUGGAACUGUGAGAGAAGGACACGAGGAGGGAGAUUUGAUUUCAUCAAGGGACAGCCCUAACCGCCGUUCUCGCAGUGGGAGGGGCUUAUCAUCUGGGGCGCUUCAACCAUAUCAUGUUGCUGACAAGACAGAGAAGAGUCUCUCCAGAUCAGAACGUCUCAAGAAACACCAGCAGAGGUGUAUAGGAAAGAAACCUCACCACUGCUGCUCUGACUGUGGGAAGAGUUUCACAAACCGGAGUGACUUCAUUAUUCACCAGCGGAUUCACACCGGAGAGAAACCGUACUGCUGCUCACAGUGUGGGAAGAGUUUCGCUGCUUCUAACACCUUCAAAUCUCAUCUGAGAAUUCAUAAAGUGGAGAGGCCUUACCCCUGCCUUGAUUGUGGUAAAAGAUUUUCUUAUUUGGGAGCCCUAAACAUACACCUGCGAACACACACAGGAGAGAAGCCUUAUAGCUGUGAUCAGUGUGGAAAGAGCUUCAGUCAAUCUGGGACCUUAAAUUCACACCAGCGAACACAUACUGGAGAGAAACCUUAUAGCUGUGAUCGGUGUGGGAAGAGAUUUGCUCAGUCAAGAGAGCUGACUAGACACCUGCGAACACACACAGGAGAGAAACCUUAUAGCUGUGAUCAGUGUGGGAAGAGCUUUGCUCUAUCAAAAGCCCUAACUAUACACCAGCGUAUACACACUGGAGUGAAGCCUUAUAGCUGUGGUCAGUGUGGGAAAAGCUUCAAUCAGUCAGGCAACCUGACAACACACAAGCUAACACAUACUGGAGUGAAGCCUUAUAGCUGUGGUCAGUGUGGGAUGAACUUUGCUCGAGCUUCCACCCUGAAUAGACACAAGCGAACACACACUGGAGAGAAACCUUAUAGCUGUGAUCAGUGUGGGAAGAGCUUUGCUCUAUCAGAUAAACGAACUAUACACCAGAGAACACACACUGGGGAGAAGCCUUAUUGCUGUUACCAGUGUGGAAAGGGCUUUGCUGUAGCUUCCACCCUGAUUAGACACUAUCGAAAACACACUGGAGAGAAGCCUUAUAGCUGUGAUCAGUGUGGGAAAAGCUUUGCUGUAGCUUCCACCCUGAAUACACACCAGCGAACACACACUGGGGAGAAGCCUUAUAGCUGUGAUCAGUGCGGGAAAAGCUUUGCUGUAGCUUACAACAUGAUUAGACACCACCGAACACACACUGACAGAGCUAGUCCGUCCCCCUCCACUCUGCCGGAGUCCCCUGGUCACAACUCUCCUGGUAGCUCCUUACUGCUGGGUCUGAAGAGGGUGUCUGUGAGGCUGGUCGACUGCAGGAAAACACCAGGGCAGAGUGGAUCUUCGAGAGGUGGACACGAGGAGGAAGACUUGAUUUCACCAAGGGACACCCUUAACUGUCGCUUUCUCAAUGGUAGGGACUUAUUUGGGGAGCCUCAACAACAUGUUUGUGACAAGGUAGAGAAGAGUCUCUCCCGAUCAGAACACCUCAAGAAGCACAGACGUACAGGGAAGAAACCUCACCACUGCUGCUCUGACUGUGGGAAGAGUUUCACUAGCAGGAGUGGUUUCAUAAUGCACCAACGGAGUCACACCGGAGAGAAACCGUACUGCUGCUCUCAGUGUGGGAAGAGUUUUGCUGCUUCUAACGCCUUCAAAUCUCAUCUGAGAAUUCAUACAGGAGAGAAACCUUACAGAUGCUCACAGUGUGGGAAGAGUUUUGCUGCUUCUAACACUUUCAAAUCUCAUCUGAGAAUGCAUACAGGGGAGAAGCCUUACCCCUGCCUUGAUUGUGGUAAAAGCUUUGCUAACACGGGAAUUCUAACCAUACACCAGCGUGUACACACUGGAGAGAAGCCUUAUAGCUGUAAUCAGUGUGGGAAGAGCUUUGCUCGGUCAGGAGAGCUGACUACACACCUGGUAACACACACUGGAGAGAAGCCUUAUGUCUGUCUAUGUGGGAAGAGCUUUGCUCUAUCAGGACACCUGAAUAGACACCAGCGAACACACACUGGAGAGAAGCCUUAUAGCUGUGAUCAGUGUGGGAAGAGCUUUGCGCUAUCAGAACACCUGAAUAGACACCAGCGAACACACACCGGAGAGAAACCUUACAGCUGUGAUCAGUGUGGGAAGAGUUUCAGUCUAUCAUGGACCCUAAAUACACACCAACGAACACACACCGGAGAGAAACCUUAUGCCUGUCUAUGUGGAAAGAGCUUUGCUCAUUUAGGGCCAAUGAAAAAACACCAGAAAGCAGAAAUGUGCCGUAUUUCCUCUCCCUCCUAUCUGACACUGGUUCCAGAUCCAUAAAUAAAGGAUCAGUAGAAAACAUCUAGUGAACAGUCAUAUUCAUCUCCCAUUCUUAGAAGGUUGCCUUAGUCUGAUCACCAUGGUAACCUCUGGAGCAUAAUAUGCAACUCUGAUCUAGGAUCAGGUCUCCCCUGUGUCUAUGUAAUAUUGCACAUUGGGAUUUAAAUGGAUAAAUGUUAUCAUAGAAUGUCAUAGUCAACGUGUGUUUACGUACUCCUAAAACUAAUCAAUGACGCAUUGAAUAAUAAUAUUCAUGAGGUCAAGGUAAGAUCUAUGCAUGCUGUGUCUUGUGACAAUGGUUAAUGUAAUAACUUUUUGAUUUAUAAUGUUAUAAAACCGGGGAAUGUAAUAUCUUGUUGGUUAAUAUGAUAAAAUGUUAUAUUGUUAUAGUAAUAACUUUUCCAUUUAAUGUAGUAAGUUACAGUAUCAUGUAACAACUUUUUAUGAAAAAUGUAAUAACUUCAACCGAUCAUGUAAUAACACCUAAACCAAUGUUUAAUCUGUUACUUCACUAAUGUCACUUCUUGUGAAUUUUGAAGUAUUUAUGUAAUAAAACAA